AUGUCGGUCAAGAUAAAGGGUCUCAGCGACGAGAUUGCGCGACACCACUUCUCUUACGGACUCCAGCCGGGAGUUUUCGCGGAUAAGAUAAGCCGUAAGAAGCCGCAGACGAUGGAGGAGAUGAGGGAACGUGCGGCCAAAUUCAUACAGAUGGAAGACAUGCAGGAGUUUAGGGUGAAGAAGAGAGAGAAGGAGGAUGCUGCACUCCCGAAGUCGAUCGCUCCUAGACCGAGCAAACCCGUAGCCCGACCAACCGAGAGGAAGCCACCAAAGUUCACAACCUACACUCCUCUGGCUGUUCCCCGAGCCAGGAUCCUUCAGGAGGCCUUCAGUGCCGAUUCGCUCCCGACGAUUAGGAAGAAGCCUCCACCACCCGAUGCCGAUGGGAGUAAACAUUGCCAGUACCACCGGACAAUCGGGCAUACCACCGAAGAGUGCCACACGCUCCGCGACAAGAUAGAAGAGCUCAUUCGGCAGGGACACUUGAAGAGAUACAUUCGGCAAGAUCGUCCCCCGCGGAGUCCGGAGAGGAACCCGAGCCCGAUGAGAAGGGUCCCCCCAGCCCGAACGGAGAAGAAAAGAGGGCCCGAGCGCGAGAAACGAAGGAGAGGACCAUCCCGCUCACAUCGAAGUUCAAGAAGGAGCCGCAGUCGUAGCCAGGAGAGACCCCUGAGGGGUUAUAUCAACACCAUCUCCGGAGGGUUCGCCGGAGGAGGGUCAAGUUCCGCGGCUCGAAAAAGACACGUUCGGGCGCUGAGGUCGGUUCAUCUGGUCGAAAAGAAGAUCCGCUCGAUGCCUCCCAUCACAUUCACGGACGACGACUUCAAGGCGCUCGAUCCUGAUCACGAUGACCCGAUGGUCAUCUCGAUAGAGGUGGCCGAGUAUGGGAUCGGGAAGGUGUUGGUCGAUCAGGGAAGCUCCGUCAACAUUCUAUACUGGAAGACUUUCCAGAGGAUGAACCUCUCCGAGGACCUCAUCGUACCGUACAAUGAGCAGAUAGUAGGUUUCUCGGGCGAACGAGUGGAUACUAGGGGAUAUGUGGAUCUUCGUACGAGGAUCGGCUUGAGGAAGGACGACCGAGAGGUAAGGGUUAGAUUCCUUUUGGUUGAAGCUAACACCUCUUACAAUGUAUUACUAGGGAGACCAUGUUUGAACGCCUUCAGAGCGAUUGUGUCUACCUUGCACCUAGCCAUGAAGUUCCCAUCGGACAAAGGAACAAUUUGCACGGUGCACGCGGACCAGCAGGUCGCCCGGCAAUGCUAUGCCGCUGGAUUGAGGAUUACCCCACAUAGCCGCCCGCGAAAACAACACCGAUCGGAGGUAGCGAUGACAGACCUAGACCCCCGAACGAACACAGAGGAUCGGUUGCAACCAGAAGGAGAGACCAAGGAGAUCCUGAUCGGGAGCCAACCAGGACAGAUCACGAAGAUGGGGGGAGCUUUGAGCGUUGAAGACGAAGACCUCCUCAAGACGGUGAUCUUAGAGAACAAAGAUCUCUUUGCAUGGUCGAGCGCAGACAUGCCGGGCGUCCAUCCAGAUGUGAUGUCCCACAAAUUAGCCACCUUCCGGGAAGCUCGCCCGGUCGCUCAGAAGAAAAGAAAGAUGGGAGAAGAGAGGAGGAAGGCGGUCGAGGAAGAGGUGAGAAAGCUAGAAGGGGCUGGAUUCAUCAGGGAGAUUAAGUAUACCACAUGGCUGGCGAACGUGGUCAUGGUGAAGAAAACGAGCGGGAAAUGGAGGAUGUGCACGGACUUCACCGACCUCAACAAAGCCUGUCCGAAGGACGCAUACCCGUUGCCCAGUAUCGACCGGCUGGUGGAUGGAGCCUCUGGACACAAUUACUUGAGCUUCCUGGAUGCAUACUCUGGGUACAACCAGAUUCCCAUGUAUGGCCCAGAUAGAUCCAAAACGGCGUUCAUAACAGAUCGAGCAAACUUCUGCUACGAGGUCAUGCCGUUCGGUCUGAAGAACGCGGGGGCUACCUAUCAGAGGUUGAUGGAUCGGGUCUUCCGCAGGCAGAUCGGUCGGUCCAUGGAGGUGUAUGUGGACGACAUGGUCGUGAAGUCGCAGACUGUCGAAGAUCAUGUACGCGACCUUGGCGAGGUCUUCCACCAGGUGCGCAAGUAUAACAUGCGUCUCAACCCAGAGAAGUGUGUCUUUGGGGUGCCAGCGGGGAAAUUUCUGGGCUUCAUGCUGACCGCCCGAGGCAUAGAGGCGAAUCCAGACAAGUGCGCUGCUAUCGUUGAAAUGAGAAGUCCGAAAAACUUGAAGGAGGUUCAGCGGUUGAUGGGGCGGCUAACUUCUCUGGCACGUUUUCUACCUAGACUGACAGAGAAGGUUAGGCCGAUCCUGAAGAUCAUGAAGAAGCAGACUACGGAGAAGUGGGAUGAUCAGUGCGAGGCGGCGUUUCAGCAGAUAAAGGAGAUGAUCAGCAGUCCACCGAUAAUGAGCCGACCGGUAGAAGGACUGCCUCUGCAGUUAUACCUGUCGGUAUCAGACGACACGAUCAGUGCGGCCCUAAUACAAGAAGUCCCGAAACAGAGACCUGUUUAUUUCAUCAGCCGAGUUCUGCAGAGUGCAGAAACGAGGUAUCAGCUGAUAGAGAAGAUAGCCUUGGCACUAUUAACGGCCGCACAUCGGUUGCGACAGUACUUCCAGAGUCACCAGGUGAUCGUCCGAACCGAUCAUCCCAUAGCCAAGAUACUCCGUAAGCCCGACUUAGCUGGUAGAAUGAUCGCCUGGUCGGUUGAGUUAUCCGAAUUCGGUCUCAAGUACGAACCUAGAGGAUCUGUCAAAGGACAGCAUUUGGCCGACUUCGCAGCCGAACUCCACGGACUGAUCCCUUCGUCCGAGCAAACGUGGAUUCUCUUCGUCGACGGAUCGUCGGACAAACGAAAUGCUGGAGCAGGAAUCGUCGUUGAAGGACCGAACGGCUUCACGGUCGAGCACUCCUUGCAGUUCAAGUUUAAAGCCUCAAAUAACCAGGCAGAGUAUGAAGCGUUGAUCGCCGCGUUAAGACUAGCAAAAGACUUGGGCGCGACGAAGUUGAAGUGUAACACUGAUUCGAAGCUCGUGGUCGGGCAGGUACAGGGUGAAUAUCAGGUUAAGGAUGAUUUGCUACUUCAGUACUAUCACAAGGCUGUUGAAGCCAUGAAAGAAUUCGAAGAGGUUACCAUCCAUCACAUCCCCCGAGCGGAGAACGCCAGAGCCGAUAGGUUAUCUAAGCUGGCAGACAGAAAGGAGAAGGGCCAAUUGAAGACAAUCAUCAGGCAAACCCUGAUGAAACCUUCAGCGGGAGAAUGUGCGGCGGCGGAUCGGUCAGCCGAUUGGACUGGCGAGGUGCGAGAACUCUUAAAGCGAUGCGAGGUCGGAGAAGAGAUCAGACCAACGGAGAGAAGGCGAGCACUCCGGUUUGUCAUUAUCAGAGAAGAUCUAUACAAGAGAGGUUUCACGGCGCCGCUCCUCAAGUGCCUAUCGGCAGACGAAGCGGGGUAUGUCAUGAACGAAAUCCAUAACGGCAUCUGUGGAAUGCACACCGGUCGAAGGACGAUGAAAGCAAGGAUACUCCGAGCGGGAUAUUUUUGGCCGACCAUGGAACAGGACUGCGAAGCCAUGAUACGCAAGUGCGAAGGAUGUCAAGCCCAUGGAAAUGAUAUGAAGAGGGCCCCGACCGAGUUACAUAGCUUAACAGCUCCAUGGCCGUUCGCUCAAUGGGGAAUGGACAUCGUCGGACCCUUCCCAGUCGGCCGAGCGCAGAAGAAAUUCAUACUUGUGGCAGUGGACUAUUUCACGAAGUGGGUAGAAGCAGAGGCAUUAGCUAACAUAACCGCCCGGCAGGUCCACUCCUUCGUCUGGCGCAACAUCAUAUGCCGUUUCGGCCUCCCUCACACGAUAAUCACCGACAACGGCCGUCAGUUCAUCGACAAAAAAUUGAGGGACUUCUAUAGGCAAGUAGGAAUAAGACACGUUACCAGCUCGGUCGAGCAUCCCCAAACCAAUGGCCAGGCUGAGGCCAUGAAUAAAGUUAUAGUGGCUGAGUUGAAGAAAAGGUUGGGAAAGGCCAAAGGAGCAUGGGUUGACGAGCUGCCACAAGUCCUUUGGGCCUAUCGAUGCACGCCGCACGGGACAACCGGGGAAUCUCCCUUCAACCUGACGUAUGGAACAGACGCCAUGUUGCCAGUCGAAGUGGGAGAGCCGACUCUUCGGCGGUAG
Vigna unguiculata (cowpea) is the source of this 4209-nucleotide messenger RNA. RefSeq lists its product as uncharacterized. Lineage: Eukaryota; Viridiplantae; Streptophyta; Magnoliopsida; Fabales; Fabaceae. Gene Ontology annotation, biological process: DNA integration. The record is from RefSeq and is a predicted model, not a curated record. Gene Ontology annotation, molecular function: nucleic acid binding; RNA-DNA hybrid ribonuclease activity.